AGUAAACCAGUCCUGUCAGAAUAGUCUGGACUCCAUAGGAGUGGAACGCCCGGAAGCAAUGGUGGUUUCAGAGUCUUCAGACCCGCCAUCGCCCUCUCGAGCUCACCGGGGAGGGGAACAAGAAGAGAGGCUUCGGCCACGGUUCUUCGACGCCAAGGCCAAGGCCCGUUGCUGGGAAUUUGCUGAAGUUGUACCAGGCCGCCACCCUGAAAGGUGGCGACGCGACCCGGCGGGCAACGUCGUCUGCAAGCGCUUUUAUAACUGUCAGGGCUGUCUCUGUUUCGAAUACGAUCACAUCAUCCCCUAUUCCAAAGGCGGUGAGUCCAUUGCAGAGAAUUGCCAGAUUCUUCAGACGAGGGUGAAUAGGUACAAGUCAGAUAAGGAGUGGGUGGAUAAAAAAGAACUUGAGGGUUUCUCUUGUGACAUCAAGUUUACCGAUAAGGAACUGGAUAUAAUUGAGAUGGCUGUUUAUGGGGACGUCAUCCGUCCAGGAAAUGAGUGUCGCUGCCGAACCGUUGCAGAAAUGCUGGGCAAGGUUAAAUCCAAAAGGCCUGUGGCUGCUUGCAAGUUGCCAUAUGCAGAAGGUUCUUGAUUCUUUUCUUAUUCGUAUUUGAUUUUGUAUUGAAUUAUAUAAACUAUUUCUUCUUAUUUCAUUCAAAAUCAUACUAAGGGACAUUUAGUAUGGGUUUAAGAUCAGUCAUAUCAGGCACAAAUUUUGUUCAAGGU
Messenger RNA from Dendrobium catenatum, 726 nucleotides. RefSeq lists its product as uncharacterized. Bases 59 to 592 code for a protein of 177 amino acids. Lineage: Eukaryota; Viridiplantae; Streptophyta; Magnoliopsida; Asparagales; Orchidaceae. The transcript has 3 exons. The record is from RefSeq and is a predicted model, not a curated record.